Molecule: messenger RNA, 5937 nt
Organism: Limulus polyphemus (Atlantic horseshoe crab)
Lineage: Eukaryota; Metazoa; Arthropoda; Merostomata; Xiphosura; Limulidae
Product: ubiquitin-conjugating enzyme E2 N
Exons: 5
Coding region: 138-593 (151 amino acids)
Source: RefSeq, a predicted model, not a curated record
UACCCAAGUUUCGGCCAUCUUUUAAUGAGUUGAAUCCGCAGCUGUAUCAUAACACUGUAGUUUAGUGUAGAAGGACUAAGUUAUAUUGGUCGACAAGUUAGUGGAAGGGGAAGCUUAGAACGAUUUCUCUAUUUGAAAUGGUUACUUUGACUCGUCGAAUAAUAAAGGAAACCCAAAGACUGUUGGCAGAACCUGUUCCUGGAAUUAGUGCAACACCUGAUGAAAGUAAUGCUAGGUAUUUUCAUGUUGUCGUUGCUGGGCCAGAAGAGUCACCAUUUGAAGGAGGAGUUUUCAAGUUGGAGUUGUUUCUUCCUGAGGAGUACCCAAUGUCAGCUCCUAAAGUUCGAUUUAUGACAAAAAUCUACCAUCCCAACAUAGAUAAACUAGGAAGGAUCUGUUUAGAUAUACUGAAAGAUAAGUGGAGUCCAGCUUUACAAAUAAGAACUGUUCUACUAUCUAUUCAGGCAUUACUAAGUGCUCCAAACCCUGAUGAUCCCCUGGCUAAUGAUGUAGCUGAACAAUGGAAAGUUAAUGAAGCAGAAGCAAUUAGAACAGCUCGAGAGUGGACAAGACUGUAUGCUCAAGGCACCUAAGGACUUGAUCUCAAGUUAGGAAUACUAAAAUACAAUUGGAUACAAGUGUAGAUGAAGCCAUGCACAACAUUCACCUUAUAUUUAACUCUUGAUUUUUAAUAUCAGCAGCUCCUCUUUAGUUGCUUAGUGUUUUUGAAGGUUAAUACAGUAUGUAUGUGUGUCUCAAACACAGAAUAGUCAUCACAGUAUCAAAAUUCCUGGUAUUUUUUUCUAUUCUUGUUAACUGACUUGGGGUUUCUAAGAAAGCAAGGAAUUACAUAUGAAUGUUAAUUGUAAACUGGUGCAACUCUUGCUGUUUUGUUAAUAAUUCUUGUAUGGGAUAUAAUUUCACUCUUAAUAUUAAACAAAAUAGAACUACUUAAAUCUACCAAAUAUUCAUUAAAAAAAUAAUAGGCUCAAACUUUUCUUGUUGUUCAUUUAUAAAACAAAAGCAUGUAAAUUUGUUAUUAGCUCAUCAUCAUCACAGACGUUUUUUUUUUUUCAAAUCAUAUUUGUAUCCUGUAUAUUGUAGGAUUUCACUGAUUAAAUUUUUAAUGUCUAACUGUACUUUCUUUUUGUUAUUAUUGCUUCAACUAUAUUCCAUCCUAUAAUGGUCAAAAUAUUGUUAAUUAUAACAUAUUGCUAAAAGACUCAUUGAUACAUUUGUAAGUAAUUAUUAUCUUGGCAUUUCUAGUUUUUUUAAAAGAAAAAAAAGCAUUGCAUUUUGUCAGUAUGAGUGUAAAAAAAGUACUUCCUAUAUGACUGCAAUAAAUUUGUUGUAUGUAGUAGUCAUCAUGCAGUUAUUUUAAAAUGUUUUUGUUGUUAAUUUAUGUAGACAGUUUCACUUGUGAAUGGCACUCUCAAAUUACAUUAGGAAUGAAAAUAAAAUUUCCAGUAGAGCUAAAAACAAAUGUUAUAUCACAGCUUGUCAGAGCUACUAUCAUAAGUCAAAAUGUUUGUGAAAUUUGGUUGGAAUAAUGAGUAAUAUUUAUAAUGUUAAUAAGUUUCUAGUUAAGGUGAAGGCCUGUAAAUACUUGAUUGUUUAAUAGCCAAUACAUAUUACACGACUAUGUUCUGAAGUUCGGUAUGUGUGUAUUUUUCUAUGCUAGCAAUUGUACAGUUUAUAAUAUGGACUUUGUCAGAGUGAUGUCUUGACCUCAAGCACUUGUGAUUAUUAGUAUAACUUUUUCUGAAUACUUCUUUAAUAGCAAUGUAUUAACUAGUCUCAUUUUAUUUCCCUAUGUAUAUUAAAACUAAUGUGCAUUUUUCUGUAAAUAUUUUGAAACAGCCACAUUGACAAUUUCAUUUAUUUUAUGAGUGGAAUAUUAGUUAUAGCAUUUACUUCAUUCAGGAUAUUAAUUAUUAACUUGUUGGAAAAUUGGAACAACAUCAGUUAGAUGCAGCUAAAAGAGUUAUUUCCUUACAAGUUAGUCAACGUUAUGUUUGUAGCUAUUGUAUAGUAGAAUUGUUUUUUUAUAUUAUAAAUAAACAAAUUCAGCUCAUCCAUGACAAGUAUGUUGGCAUUAAAGGUAGCCAUACAAAUGUUGGAAGUUCUUGGAACAAUCACAUAUGACUUUUUUUCUUUAUUUAAACAUAGUAGUAAAGUAAGGAGGCUUGACUUUUUUACUUUUUUUUUUUUUUUUUUUUGUGGGGAUGGGGGGGAUAAUGAGCAGGAUAUACACAGACAUGAAGGAUAUGACCAAAGGAUUGUAGGUUGUUUAUUUUAAUGUCCAUAAUUUAUUAACAAAAUUUUACAGAAUAAUGUUUCAUUAUUGUUGAAUUCACCAUUAUAUAAAUUCAGUUUGUAUUGUUUGAAUAGUUCUCUGAAAUAUAUUUUUAUAUUCACUGUUAAAAUAUGGUCACUAGUAAUACAUUGAUGUAGCAAAUUGUACAUAAGGUAUGAUAUAAAACAUAUAUAUACAAAAUAAGUAUUAAAACCUGUGUAACUGAGGAAAAAGAAAGUUUCUUCACUACAGCAUUUUACUUAACUGUAUUUUACUUCAAAAUUAACACAGAAACUUUAAAUUGAGGUACACUUUGAUAUCCAAAACUUUAGCACUACAUAUCAAAGUUUAUUGUUGAAAUGAAUUGUAAUUUAUUUUUUACACUCAAUUUUCUGGCAUACAAAUGAAAAGACACUAUUAAAAGGGAUGGUAAUAACAAAUGGGAUUCAUUUAACAUGAAAAGUUUGUAGAAAUCUGUAUGGUUUACUUUAUUCUAUUUGAUUGUUUAACAAAGGUUUCAAAGCUUUCACUCUUUGCCCAUCUCAGGCAUAAUAAGUUUAUCACAGUUUGAGAUCCAGUGGUGUUGUUAGCUGAUUGUUCAACUUUGGUUUUAAGUUUCAUAUUAGAAGUGCUUCCUUUUUCCUUAAUCCCCAUUCAUCUGUUGCAGAGUAUUAUUUUGAAGUGUCCAUUGUUAGGCUUUUCACUAUAGUCUUUAUUUAGAUGGUUGUACAUACCAGAGUUGUUGGAAGGGUUCUUUUAUGCAUGCUCCUUGACUCUGGUAGCUAGGGUUUGUGUCAUUGACCCGACAUAGUCGUGCCUGCAGCAUGGAUAUGUGUAUUGAUACACCACCAGCAAUCUUUUUGAAGGAGGAAUUUUGUCUAUGAAGAGGAAAAAAUUACAGAAUUAUUUGUUUGGGUUGAAUAUCACUCUUAGGCUGACUUGGGGAUAAGUUGAUUGUGGAAUGUUCUUGAUUUCUCUUUUUAGUUUGAUGCCAUGAGAACCAGUGAAGGUUAACACCAAGGUGAUAGGACACUUGGGAUUGUUGAAGUCUGGAAUUUUAGGGUUGUAAACUUUAUUAAUAUAUGGAAAAAUACUUUUGCUGAUGAAUGCUAGAGGUAAGGCAAGUAUUUUUUGAUAUUCAUUACUUCAUCAUGAACAUUACAGUAAGAGCUGGUAAGCUUAUACAUUCUAUGAAUUAGAAUGUUUAUUAAAUUAAUUUUGUAACAAUCACUUAUGAAUGUGCUGAAAUGACAGUACAGACCAGAAAAUGUGGUAUUAUGUAGUUUCGAACCUGUUGUUCAGGUCGACGAUCUCUAGACCUAAAAGGGGCAAUUUAGAUUCUUUUUGAUCUUCAACUGUAAACUUGAUAUUCCUGUGUUUAGAAUCUUGAAACAUUUUGACGUGGCUCUGUUCUCUGGAUACAAUAAAAGUGUCAGCAAUGUAUCUCUUAUAAACUAAAGGUUUAAAUUCAGAUGGACAGUACUGUAACCAGUUAGUUUUGUGAUAAGAUAAAAAAUAUAUUAACUAAUAUGGGAGCAAGUGGUGAGCCCAUGGCCACACCAUCAACUUGAUCAUAUGUCUUAUUAUUUAACACAAAGUAAGAUUCUUUGAUUGUAAUUGCAAGUAGUUUAGUGAAUUAAUUUUUAGUUAAGUCAUUAAUUUUAGUGUCAUCAGGAAAUAAUAAAUCACUAGUUAAUUUGAUUACUUCAUCAAGUGGGAUGUUAGUAUUUAAAGACUCAGUAUCGAAAUUGGUGGUGUAUACAGAGCAAUUAAAGGAAUCUUUGACGGUAAAGUUAUUCUUGGUAAAUGGAAGUAACAUGACACCCCAAGCUUUAACCAUCCAAAAAAGUUAGUUGGGUAAAAGCAUUACCCACAUAAACCAGUGAAGAAAGUUGUUGAAGUAACAAAACUAUUAUUAGCAUGAUAUAUCUAAUGGAGAAAGCUUCUGAUGUAACAGCUUAGUAUCCUUUGCAAUGAGCACAUUAAAUGAAAAGAACUGUUUAAGUUGGGAAACUCUUAGUAUUUGAAUACUUAGUAAACAUGACAGUCAAACAUGUAUAAUAAAGGCAGUUAGUUAACUGUAAUAUUUUUAAUUUUGAAAAUAUAAUUCAUAAAUAAGUAUAAUUAGAUAGUAAUUUCACUAUUGCUUCUAUCAAUUUCAGCCUUUUUGUCAAAAAACUGGUAAGUUAACUUCAUUUUCAUGGCAAACUUUGCAAAAUGAGCGAUAUUAGUAAUAUAUAGUUUUCGUAAUGUAUUCCUUCCAAGUAAUGCAAUCUUCCUUGUCUGAUUAAGAAUUAAGAUGCAACAUUUGUAUUUCUAACAUUCUUAUUUUAACAUUAGGUAAACACCUUAAUACUAGGAAUAGUGCUAUUUUAAUGACAUGUUGUACACUUUCCAAAUGCAUACCUUGGGUAAUUUAGAUGUUUAUGAAAGAAAGAUAUGAGUGGUAAGUUAUUUUUCUUGCUGUUAUUUUGUUUGACAAUGUGUGGUUAUAUUAAAUAUUAUGACCUCAACCUUUUGUUUUUAUUAUGACAUGGCUCAGCUUUUAAACAUUAGUGUUGUUGCUUUAAAAUAAAAUCCAUAUUGCAGAAUUUAACAUUUUGACAAUGUUUUCCACUUGGUGACAUUUUUAUUGGUAUGUACUUAAGUAACUCGUUGUUUGUACAGUAUGUAUCGUAUUCAUAACUUGUCCCAUAAAACUGUUUUCUGUUAUUGAGAUUUUCCUGUAUCUUGUAGAAUUCUAAUAUUAUUUAUUCUGUAAGCUAAAAUUACAGUAGUUAUCACUUAAUGAAUAUAAUUAUUUAUAUGCAACAGUAUUUGAAUUAUUUAAUAAACCUUUCAAUACACAUUCAAAGUAAUUGUAUGUAAGGAAACUACAUAGCAGGGAUUAAUUUUUAUACUUUCCAUUAAUAUAUAUAUAUUUGUUAUUUUAAGUUUGUAAUUCUUAAUAAAACAUACUUAACAUUUCCCACUCAAAUUUACUUAACCCCAGAAAAGAUAUAAAGUAUCUUCGUUAAAGUUAUUUAGAAGUGUCAUUGAUUUAGAAAACUAUACUAUAAACAAAACUAACAUAGGCAAGGGUUUAGCAUUUGUGUGUUUCCCAAAUAAUGUUCUUAAAAGUAUUUUAUUCCAUAUACAAAUGGGAUAUUGUGGAUGUGAUAAUACUUAUUCAUUUUUUGUCCUCGAGAGAGUCGGUGGUAAAUUUAAGGACUUGCAAUGCUGAAAUCUAGGGUUUGAUUCCCUCAUCCCCACCCAGUGGUAGAGUGCAGAUAGCUUAUUGUGCAACUUUGCACUAAGAAACCAACAACCACUAGUUACUAUUUUCUUGGUCUAACAUUGCUAUAAUCACUGUCAUGGCUUUUUUACAUUACAAUUGGUACAAAAAGUUUUACUCGCGUGCAAUUAUCUUGUAGUUGUAAUCAGAAUUACAUAAAAUUUUCCAAAUGAAAUUAUGUUUCUAUAUAAAUAGAUUAAUAAAAUAUAUAAUCGUACCUUUCCAUUUUUCUCAGUAAAUUAUUCAGAAAAUGAGCACUGCCUUGGAAGCAGAAUAACCUUUGUUUAAUGACAACACCAAGAGAAACAGCAUCAAAAUUCUUUAAUCUUAGAAUAUCAUUUAUGUUUAAAUAAGGUAUAAAAAAAAA